CUUCGCCUCCUUCACCCGCGCCUUCUUUUCGACUUGGGUGUCCUGUCUCUGUUGCUUGAUGUGACAAUUUGUCUUUUGUUGAAUUCUCGUCCUGUCUUCUUAUAUUGCCAUCGAAUUCCUUUCUUUUCUUCCCAUCAUCCUAUUACUCAACGCCAGUUCAGUUUCUGCCAACUCAACUCUUAACGAAAUUAACGACGUUGUCUUUCUUUCUUUUUUUUUUCCUAUUUCUCUCUCCAACACUACUCCUCAGUUGAGACAAAGUGUCGAUCCGAGCCAGAGUCCAUUUACACUGAACCUACUUUUUUUUUCCUUAGUUUGUAUCGGCGUCCUUGGACUUUUUUCUUCUUAACCGACAACCCCAGAAACACAAUGAAGACAUCUGCCGUUAUCGCCGCAGCUGGCCUAGCGGUGGCUUCGGAAGCUAUUCUUCUGCCACCGGGAUCCUACGACCUCAGCUCCUCUGAGCCCUCCAUUAAGGCUCCCCCUUACGCGAUUGGCGCCGAUGCCGAGGACCAGACCGUCAAGCUCGACUGUCCCGGAUGUCCGAUUGUGGUGGCCGGUGAUGCUGCUCUCUACCGUACUCAGGAAGGUGACUCUAGCCACCUCGAGCUAGGGUUCUCCAUCGAGCAUGGCCUCUCGGGCGACCGUCUGAUGCUCAACGGCUUCGAGAUCUACCCCGAGUCGGAUCCUCUUGGCCCGAUGCCCCUCCGCGCGAAGGUGAAGCCUGAUACCGAUGACUAUGAGACCCAGCAUCUUCCCAUCGGCUCUCAAGAUCUAGGUUACAGCCUUCGUGUAAACCCCGACCUCGCCAGGACUAUUGACGGCAAGAACCAGCUCGUCGCCGUCGACUUCCAGGUCCUCGAGAUUGGCAACACCUUCGUGCAGGGUCUCGAUAGCGUCCACGUAAAGAUGGUGAAGAAGACCGAGACUGGCGCCCUCAUGAUCGCCCAGCUCGAGACUGGACCGUCGGAGAACCCUGUUCCUCAGUCCAACAAGCAGCCCUGCCACACCCUCAUGUGCGCCCUCAUGGGCAGCAUGGACAAGAUCAUGAACCAGGUCCGGCCUCACCGCUGCAACCACCCCGGCCACCACCACAUGGGCAGCUUUGCCAACAUGAUGGGUCACAUCGGCAAGCCCGCUCCCAAAGAAGCCGAGCCCAAGCCGGAGAACAAGAUCAACCAGGGCGAGGGCCAGAUUCACCACCACCCUCAGCGCACAUGGGUCAGCCUGUUCAAGCAGCUCAGCUACUCGAUCCUGCUUCCUAUCCUCAUCGGCAUCGUGGCUGGUAUCAGCGUCAGCAUUAUUGGCAUGAUCAUUGGCACUCUCGUCGUCGGUACCUGGCGCGUGUUCGUCCGCGGCAAGUCCUUCUUCCCCUCUCGCCGCUGCUGCCGUCGCCGCGCGAACUCUGCUCGCAAGGCUGCCGCUCUCGAGGCUUCAGUGGUCGAGGAGAAGGCUGGUCUUAUGACCAACAUCGAGGACGACACCCUCCCCAUUUACACCGACGAGGAGGACAAGAAGGACACUGCUUAAGCGUCUUUCAAGGCUUUCAUAUGUCAUCGAUUAUCACAUCACAGGAGAGACUCGGCCGAGUUUCAUCUUUGGCUAGUCUAGGCUUGCUAGGUUUACUCUGUUGAGGAGAAUGGUUUACCAACAAACUACUUGGGGCUCUUGGUCAAGUGGCGCGGCUGAUUGUUUGAAACUAGAAUGAUCUGUAUAGUGUAGUUUUAGGUUCCGGCAUUCUUUUGCUGUAUAUCACAUUCACUUGUGCCCAAUAAACCUCAAUCUAACAUACACA
Messenger RNA from Pyricularia grisea, 1795 nucleotides. RefSeq lists its product as uncharacterized. Bases 370 to 1530 code for a protein of 386 amino acids. The record is from RefSeq and is a predicted model, not a curated record. The transcript is spliced from 2 exons. Lineage: Eukaryota; Fungi; Ascomycota; Sordariomycetes; Magnaporthales; Pyriculariaceae.